UUAUAUUCUUUAGUUUAUGGUGUAAUGUGGUUAUAUCACAAAUUAACCCAAUAUAAUUUUGUCUGAGAACAAUUAAAUAAUGAUAAAAUACACUAAAUAUUGCUGCAUGUGUAUAUUGUGUUGAAAAUUCUUAUUAUUUUUGUCUUUCUUGUGGCCCUUUAUAAAGGGAUCCAUCAGAAUGAGAUUUAACCAUAAACACAAAACUUGAAUUCACAGCUUAAAAGAAGAAUCCUAAAGCAAGUCAGAGAGAUCGAUGGUGAGCAAUGGUGAUGACAACUGCAACGCAAGCGACAGCAACAUUUGGCGGUUCAAAGGAAAUGGUGCAACGAGUGACGCGGCAGCAGUAACAUUGAGAAAGCUUGCCUUCGGGAUGUUCAAAAACUGUACCUUGAAUAGUGGAAAGACUGUUUUGUUCCCAAGUCCCGGCGAGCCCUCCGCUUCUCCCAGCUUCAAGACUUGCCCUGAAGCUGAAGAAGCCGUGGCCGCAGCCGCACGCUCCGGCAUGGCCAACUCUUAUGCACCAAGUCCCGGCAUUUUCAAGGCUAGAAGAGCCGUGGCAGAUUAUCUUAACGGAGAGCUUCCAGCAAAGCUGAGAGCGGAGGAUGUUUACAUCACCGGCGGUUGCAACCAAGCGAUAGAGAUCGUAAUAGAAUCCCUUGCCGGAAAUCCAGCGGCCAACAUUUUACUUCCAAGGCCAGGCUAUCCUCACUAUGAUGCUCGAGCAGUCUAUAGAGGCAUCGAGAUUCGCAAAUACGAUCUCCUACCCACAAGGGAUUGGGAGAUCGAUCUCGACGGCCUCGAGGCUGCUGCUGAUGAGAAUACCGUCGCAAUGGUUCUUAUCAACCCCAACAAUCCUUGUGGAAACGUAUACACCUACGAUCAUCUCACCAAGAAAACUUGUAUAAUGGUGAUAUCCGACGAAGUAUAUGAUCGUGUUGUAUAUGGAGACAAGCCUUUUAUUCCCAUGGGGAAGUUUGCAUCAAUAGCUCCAGUGAUCACGCUUGGAUUCAUAUCCAAAGGAUGGGUCAUUCCCGGAUGGAGAAUCGGCUGGAUCGCCAUGAACGAUCCUAAUGGCAUUUUUAAAUCUGCAGGGGUAGUUCAAGCCAUAGAGGAUUGUCUUGAUUUGACUCCACAACCUUCAUUUAUUCUUCAGGAAGCACUUCCUGAUAUACUGGAGAAAACACCAAAGGAGUUAUUCGCCAAGAAGAUCAAAGCCAUGAGACGCAACGUUGAGCUUUCAUGUGAGAGGCUCAAGGACAUUCCUUGUCUCUUGUGCCCCAAGAAACCCGAAUCUUGUUCUUAUUUAUGGGUCAAGCUUGACACAUCAAUGUUGGAUACUAUCAAGAAUGACUUUGAUUUCUGCACGAAGCUAGUUAGUGAGGAGAGUCUUGUCCUUAUACCAGGAGUGGCUCUAGGGGCAGAGAAUUGGGUGAGGAUAUCGAUCGGAACCGACGAAUCAGUGAUAGAAGAAAUAUUUGACAGAUUAAAAAGUUUCUAUGGUCGUCAUGCCUUCUCCAAGGAUCCUAUCAAACUCAAUGGUCAUACCGUUAACCAGAGAGUUGCUACUGUUAUCUGAUUGUAGUUGUCUUCCUUGUAUCACAUUGAAUGUUAGGGUUUACAGGAUGAAUGUUGUACCCUGCCAUGACUCCAUAAGUUUGUAAUGGAAUUUAUAU
Thlaspi arvense is the source of this 1673-nucleotide messenger RNA. Lineage: Eukaryota; Viridiplantae; Streptophyta; Magnoliopsida; Brassicales; Brassicaceae. The record is from the annotation of a GenBank genome assembly.